Molecule: messenger RNA, 1594 nt
Organism: Onychostoma macrolepis
Lineage: Eukaryota; Metazoa; Chordata; Actinopteri; Cypriniformes; Cyprinidae
Product: torsin-1A-like
Exons: 4
Coding region: 85-939 (284 amino acids)
Biological process (GO): protein localization to nucleus; nuclear membrane organization
Cellular component (GO): nuclear envelope; endoplasmic reticulum; endoplasmic reticulum lumen
Molecular function (GO): kinesin binding; ATP hydrolysis activity; ATP binding
Source: RefSeq, a predicted model, not a curated record
ACCAAAAAGGCUGUUAACUAAACGAUUAUAGGCUCAGACUCUGCUCUGGAUGUUGCUGGAAUGUUGCAUGUUUUGCAGUAGAGCAUGCCAACAUGCUGUGAAUCUGUCCUCUCAUCCACAGGGCUGAAGAAUGACCUCGAAACAAAGCUGUACGGGCAGCAUGUCGCUGCUGAGGUCAUCCUGAAAACCGUCACAGGCUUCAUGGAGAAUAAAAACCCAAAGAAACCGCUGGUUCUGUCCCUCCACGGCUGGACCGGAACCGGGAAGACCUUCGUGAGCCAGCUUAUAGCGGAAAAUAUUUACAAAAAAAAAAUGAAGAGCAGCUUUGUUCAUCUGUUUUCAGUGACAACACACUUUCCUCACAAGGCUCACAUUGACAAGUACAAGACGCAGUUACAGGAGUGGAUACGAGGGAAUGUCUCUAUCUGCCCACGUUCAAUGUUCAUCUUUGAUGGAAUGGAUAAAAUGCCCUUGGAGCUGAUCGACAGUAUAAAACCUUACCUGGAUUUCUCAGACAACCUGGACGGAGUGUCAUACAGACAGGCCAUCUUCAUCUUCCUCAGCAAUGCUGGGGGUAAGAUGAUCAAUGACGUGACUAUGAAAUUCUGGAGGGAUGGUAAAGAACGAGAGGAGAUCCAGCUGAAGGAUCUAGAGACGGUACUCUCACAGUCUGUCUUCAACAACGAAGACAGUGGUUUCUGGCACACUAGUUUAAUCGAUAGGCACCUGGUGGAUUUCUUCGUGCCGUUUCUUCCUCUGGAGUACAAGCACGUCAUUCAGUGUGGUUUGGGUGAAAUGGCCAGACAGGGUUUUACUCCAGAUAAUAAUGUGGUUAAAAGAAUGACUGAUGACCUAAUCUUCUUCCCUGAAGAGGAGCGCGUCUUCUCGCUCCAGGGCUGCAAGCUCAUUCCUAACAAAUUGCGCUUCUAUAUACCAUAACACACAGAAAAAGCAUCUCCAGUCUGUCAUUCUUCAUCAUUUAAAUUAAAUAUGUAACACAAAACACACAUGCACGAGCCUGAUGUAGGCUCCCCUCACUAAACAUUGGGUAACUUUUAAUUAGUUGAACUAAACAAAAUGGGAUUGUUUUUAUCAAGGUAUUAUAUUCCUUUAACGGAACUGGGAGUCCAUCAUAAUUGCUCAUAACAAGUUACCAGAAUAAUCAAAUAUAUACAAAAUACAAUUACAAUUAAUGGAAGAAGGAAGAAGAAUGACAAAUGAGCAUUUUUCCAAAUGAACAACUAAAAAUAUUUUAUGUAGGCUACUUUGUAGCUUUAACAUGAACAAGGGCUCUGCUGAAUAGUGCAAAUGUGAUUUUAUACAGCAGUUCAGUAAAAAAGAAGUUAAUAUUGUGUACAGUAAGGUUUACAUUUAUCAGUCGAUUUCAGUGGUUUGUGAUCUACAUGGAAUUAAAAAAUAACUCUGUCUCCAGUUUAGUUAGGCUUGGAAAAUUAUAAAUUUUCGUUAGAAAUUGUGAAAGCUUACACUUGUCACGCUUGUUGAUUUGGCUAUUUUUUUCUGGUAACAAUUCUAAUAUUAAUGUAGUAUAACUGUGAUGUAUACAUGUAAUAUAAUCUAAUGUACAUUAAAUGAA